Messenger RNA from Dicentrarchus labrax (European seabass), 1138 nucleotides. RefSeq names its product surfeit 2 (gene surf2). The coding region runs from base 95 to 838 and encodes 247 amino acids. The record is from RefSeq and is a predicted model, not a curated record. The transcript has 6 exons. NCBI's taxonomy places the organism in Eukaryota, Metazoa, Chordata, Actinopteri, Moronidae.
UCUGCGCGGUCGACCCACGUGUAGACAUUUCCUGUAAGGGGGUGGCCUGAUCAACACACUGCAAGAUCUGUUCUGAUGUGUUUGUUUUAAAGCUAUGGACGAAUUACCAGCGGACCUCAGAGCUUUUCUUCUGAACCACCCCUUCCUUCAGCUUACAGAUGACAAAAAGGUCAAAUGCACUCUGAAUGGCCAUGAGUUUCCAUGCAACCUGGCGGAGCUGCAGAAGUUCACUCAGGGGAAGAAAUAUGAGAAACUGAGUGCAGCUGCAGAGUUCAACUACACCCAGUACGAACCACACAUUGUGCCAAGCACGAAACAACCCAAUCAGCUUUUCUGUAAGCUGACCCUCAGACACCUGAACCGGCAGCCACAUCACGUCCUAAGACAUGUUACUGGAAAACGCUUCAAGAAAGCCCUCUCUAAAUAUGAAGAGUGUGUGCAGCAAGGGAUUGAAUUCACUCCAGCCAGACUCAAACAGAAAAGGCCCAGAGACACCGGAGAGGAGGUCAAACGGGGGAGGUCUACAAAACAUGGCAACAGCUCAUGGGAACCCUCAUCCAGUGACGAGGAUCACAGUGACUCAGAAGACAGCAUGAGUGACCUCUACCCUUCCUCUGUAUUCACUUUAAAAACCCCAGCAGAAGAAAAUAUGGAGGGUGAGAAGAAGGAGGAGGAUGAUGACUUCCAAACAGAUGAAGAGGAGGAAAUGGAGGUGGAUAAGCAGAUGUUGCAGAAACGCAAGAAGGUCCAGGGCGGGUCUGGUUUUCAGAAGAAAAUCCGAAAUAACCACUGGAAAUCAGGACGUAAGAAACGUGGAAAAGUGCCAAGUGAAAAAUAAUAAGAACCAACAUAUGUAGUAUUUUUAUACCUGCUAAUUUGUCAAGGCUCAACACUGCACUUCCAGUUUGGAGUAGUACUGCUGUGUCUGAACCAGCCUUUGUAUGAGUGAACAUCCAUUAGACUUUUCAUAUUUUCUGCGUAUGAAAUAUUGUCUGAUUUCCGAGAUGUGAUGUUCCAACAUGACAGAGAAAAUGUGUUAGUGGCAGUAAACGCAUCAUGUUGACUGGAUAAGUUGUAUUUUUCUGGUUUGCAACCGAGUGUGCAAGUAUAAAAUACAACAAAGUUUUGGAUUUACAAA